AAUUUUUUUUUUUCUUUCCUUUUUGGAGCCUUUUCACUUUUUGCGCUGCACCUCUUCCGGCGCUGCUUCUCUUCCAUUGAAACAUACUCUGAAUUCUCCAUUGAAGCAGCUUCUGAGCUAUAUCUCCUCCAUAAAAGCAGAUUUUUAAACUAUUUCAGAUUUCUGUGAUAGCUAAUUGACUGCUCCUUUCUUUUGGGAUUGCAGGACGCUGUUGACUGUGAAGCUAAAAUGGCGACUGUCCCAGUUAACCCAAAACCUUUCUUGAACAAUCUGACUGGAAAGCCAGUCAUUGUGAAGCUGAAGUGGGGAAUGGAGUACAAAGGCUAUCUUGUGUCAGUUGAUGGGUACAUGAACCUACAGCUGGCGAACACAGAAGAGUAUAUUGAAGGCCAGAAGACCGGAGAUCUUGGAGAGAUUCUUAUCAGAUGCAAUAACGUACUGUAUCUCCGUGGAGUUCCUGAGGACGAGGAGAUAGAGGAUGCUGACAGAGAUUGAAGAAGAAUAACCUUUUUGCUCACGAUGCAGCUGAUACAAUGUUAUGCAAAAACUCAGUGAAGAUUGAGUAAUAUUAAAGCUCAUGUGAGAUGGUUAUUGUUAGGCGUAACUGUUGAAUUUUCUGGUGUGAUGCAAUUGAUGUAAAAGAUUAACUUUUUAUGAAAUUAGAAAUUUCUUAUUUUGAUCA
Chenopodium quinoa (quinoa) is the source of this 682-nucleotide messenger RNA. Its product is annotated as probable small nuclear ribonucleoprotein F. Gene Ontology annotation, molecular function: RNA binding. Gene Ontology annotation, cellular component: U1 snRNP; catalytic step 2 spliceosome. The record is from RefSeq and is a predicted model, not a curated record. Gene Ontology annotation, biological process: spliceosomal snRNP assembly; mRNA splicing, via spliceosome. The transcript is spliced from 7 exons. NCBI's taxonomy places the organism in Eukaryota, Viridiplantae, Streptophyta, Magnoliopsida, Caryophyllales, Amaranthaceae. The coding region runs from base 229 to 495 and encodes 88 amino acids.